Messenger RNA from Prorocentrum cordatum, 477 nucleotides. Lineage: Eukaryota; Dinophyceae; Prorocentrales; Prorocentraceae. The record is from the annotation of a GenBank genome assembly.
AUGGCCAAGAUCUGGUCCGCGGAGUCUUCGGUGUGCCUUCGCACGCUGGCGGGCCACCGAGGAUUCGUGAACAGCGCCGUGUUCUCCUCGGACGGGCUCGAGGUAGUGACCGCGUCGACGGAUCGCACCGUCAAGCUCUGGUCCAGGCACUCGGGGGAGUGCCUGCGCACGCUGGUUGAGGCGCACGAGAGUUACAUCAUCUCGGCCGUAUUCUCGCGGGACGCGCGGAAGGUGCUGACGGCCGCAGACGACUGCAUGGCGAAGAUUUGGUGCGCAGGCACUGGUGAAUGCCUCCGUGUGUUGGAGGGCCACCAGAGCUUCAUGAGGUCCGCUGUUUUUUCGCCAGACGGGCACGAAGUGCUGACGGCGUCGGACGACUGCACGGCAAAGAUUUGGUGUGUAGGUUCUGGCAAGUGCCUGCGCACGCUGGAAGGCCACCGGAGCAGCAUAUGUUCUGCCGCGUUCUCAUUGACAUGA